Molecule: messenger RNA, 1639 nt
Organism: Cimex lectularius (bed bug)
Lineage: Eukaryota; Metazoa; Arthropoda; Insecta; Hemiptera; Cimicidae
Gene: senju
Product: UDP-galactose transporter senju
Exons: 7
Coding region: 340-1368 (342 amino acids)
Biological process (GO): pyrimidine nucleotide-sugar transmembrane transport
Cellular component (GO): Golgi membrane
Molecular function (GO): UDP-galactose transmembrane transporter activity
Source: RefSeq, a predicted model, not a curated record
ACCUUGUUUAGUAACCUUCGCCUUGCGCCUUUGUAGUUUGUUGUCACUUGUAAAUUUGUCAUUGGACAAUAAUUCGUUAAGGUUUAAAUUUUGACCUUGACAGUUUUAUUUAUUCAAUUGCCAUUUAUGGAUAUUGUCCAUGUAUUAUUUCCUUUGCCGGUUGGUUAAAAUGGUUAUUUUUAUGCCAAAAAGAAAAUAAAAGAUGAGAACUUUCUUGAAAUCUGGCCGGCCUGCAUAUCUGAUAACAAAUAAAUCUGAUAAUUCCCCGUUUCCUUUUUCUUUAUCUCCCCGUGGGUGAUGAAUUAAACCGUAAAAAAUGUGACAAACACUAGGACAAAGAUGAAGUUGUCCUCGAAUCUACAGGAGGUUUUCCCGACUAAGCAGGCCGCAUGGAUCUUCGCAAUUUACAUAACUUUGUUCGUCAAUCAAGGAUGGCUCGUCACGGCAUCCCAGGAGUCAAACAACCACUACAAUUACGAUAUAGCUUUAGCAGUUCUGCUCACAGAAUUCUUAAAGCUAAUAUGCUCCUUUGGCCUGUACUCUUAUCAGUAUUCCUUAUUCAAUUUAGUGAUGGAAUUUAAAGGCAAUAUGAAAGUAUUUGCUCUAUAUUUUGUCCCUGCUAGUCUUUAUGCUGUGUAUAAUAACUUGACUUACAUGAACCUUUCCACUUUUGAUCCUACAACAUAUUUUGUUGCGUUGCAAAUGAGGGUGGUGUUGACUGGCAUUGUAUUUCAGCUUAUUUUUAAUAAAAAAUUGAGUUUUAAGCAAUGGCUAUCAUUGGUCGUUUUGACUGUGGGAUGUAUGGUAAAACAGAUCGAUUUUGGAGAUAUGCCUGACAAGACUGAUUUAAAAAUUGGAGAGAAAGAACUCAGUAUAUCGUAUUCACUUGGAAGUUUACUGCUUAUCGCUCAGAUUCUUUGUUCCUGCUUGGCUGGAGUUUACAAUGAAUAUCUACUAAAAAUGCAUGCCGAAGAAGUCAACGUUUACAUUCAAAACGCUUACCAUUAUAUAAAUUCAAUUAUAUGCCUGGUCGUCAUAUUUACAUGGCAGGGGAAAUUCACUCAUCUCUUUUUUUCACAGACUUACAAACAAUUUUUGGAUUUCAAGGUUGCGUUUGUUAUAAUCAACAACGUUGCAAUCGGUAUCGUAACAAGUUUCUUCUUGAAAUACCUGAACUCAAUACUGAAGACUUUUGCAGGCGCUCUUGAACUCGUUUUCACUGCUGUGAUCGCUAGAAUACUUUUUGGCAUACCUAUAUACCUUAACACUCUGGCAUCUAUAGGUUUAAUUGUAGUAGCUACAAUUGUCUACUCGCAAAAUCCAGUUACCAAGCCUACAAAAGCUAAGGGAGAGUUACCAUAUGUGUAACAUACUUUAAAAAAUGACUAAAUAUAUAUACAUAUAAAGUCAAAAUGUAUUUUUUUGUGUUUCUAAUUGCACUUUUUGGACCAGUGUAAAAACCUAGUCAACUGUUUUUUAAUGUAAUUUGUAUCACAAUAUUCUUUGUUUUGUUAUAAAUUGUGCUUUAAAUAAAUUUUUGUGAUGACAGAAACAAGCAUAGUCAAUCUUAUAAGUCAUAUAUUUAUGUAAUGUAUUUAAAUAUUAUAUGUUGUUUAUUCAAUUUGCUUUGAAUUGUGUG